Molecule: messenger RNA, 723 nt
Organism: Lolium perenne
Lineage: Eukaryota; Viridiplantae; Streptophyta; Magnoliopsida; Poales; Poaceae
Source: RefSeq, a predicted model, not a curated record
GCAUAUAACCAUACUCUCACUGUAUUAUGCAGAAUGAAGAUUCGCGAAUGCCGCAAGGGGCAAAUCUAUGAUCUUGGGUUCGUUGACCCAUAUACCGUGAAUGGGUAUACUGUCGACAACUCUCCCAAGGACACGGAGAAUAACUUGGUACAUGUCUUAAGGAAAAACUCAUACAAAAGGGCAAUACUAUUUCCUUACAACUUCGCGUUUCACUAUAUCCUGCUAGUCAUUGAACCCGACACCGGGAUAGUAGAAGUCAUGGACUCGAAGAGUAAACCCCUUGAGGCGUGGGGGGACAUGGCUGAUAUCCUCCACAAGGCUUGGAAACGGUUCACCAACAAAGCUCCGGGUUUAAAGAAUAAAGAACUUCGAAUAAAACAUGUACCGUGCUUGAGGCAAGAGGACGGGAAUAAUUUAUGCGGGUUCUACGUUUGCGAGUUCAUCCGCCAGAAUACCCAUCAUGUGAGGGACAUUUUGGAACAACUUGAUAUCGAACGGUUGCGGGACGGUCUUCUAGCAACAGAGCGUGUACGAGCAAUUCAAGAAGAACUGGCGGGGUUCUUACUUGAGCAAGUCAUAGCUCCAGAUGGAGAACACUAUGUGGACAACCGCCAAUAUCAAAGUUGAUGUAGACAUAUAUAUAUAUGCAUGAACGUGUGUCACUUUGAUCGAUAUAUGUAAUACAAUGGUUUCCUAUAUAUAUAUUUGAAUUGUUUGCAUUAA